Molecule: messenger RNA, 479 nt
Organism: Didymodactylos carnosus
Lineage: Eukaryota; Metazoa; Rotifera; Eurotatoria; Philodinida; Philodinidae
Source: the annotation of a GenBank genome assembly
AUGAUAUCGCAAUUUGCAGAAGGCAAAAGUAAUUCGUGGGAUAAGGAGCUCCAAAAGCCAGCCUUAGCAAUUCGAACUUCCGUCAAUGAACCAACGCGAGAAACCCCCGCUUUUCUGAAUCUGGGACCCGAUCCACGCCUCCCUCUGGACCUGCUUAUUGGAGACACGACCAGCGGCCCACCGGGAAGUCCGAAUGAUCAAAAAAAGGCCACUAAAACCUAUCGAGAUCGGCUUACACAAGAUCUGAAAUACGCGAUUAAUCGACGUUUAAGCGCUCGACAUUUGAGCGCCCGACAGUUGAGCGAUCGACAUUUGAGUGACCGAGAGUUGAGCGACCCCGACACUUGAGCGAUCCCCGCAUUUAAGCGCCCCGACAUUUGAGUAAUAACGACCGUUCAGCACCAAGUGCUCACCCUCCCCCCCCCCCCCCCCAACGCCCCCCCCCCCUACCCCACACCGCCUCAAAAAUCGGGUGGCCG